AUGCUGUUCGAGGACCAGCGAUUCCUUCAUGAGGACUUGGAGAGGCUGGAGCAAGCCGUCGCCGAUCGCGUGGCUGAGAAUCCCUCAAAUAUCCGACAUCGUCUCGCUCGCGACCAUGAGCUUGCGAGGCUCCUAACAAGAAUCGAGGAGCAGUCUCAGCGCCUCUUGGAGAUCUACAAGGAUGCCGACGGACUUCGUGAGAAGGAAGCGCAGAUGAUCUCGACAGGAGAUCAGUUCGAAGAGUUCUACAAACAGUUGGAUGGAAUCAAGGAUUUCCACAAACGGUACCCGAAUGAGCCGGUUGAGAAUCUCGAGCGCGCAUACAAGCGCCGUCAACCUGGCGAGGGCGAAACGCCACGCAUGGAAAUUGAUACCAUGUUUACCGGCGAAGAGGCAUAUGGGCAGUUCCUGGAUUUGACGAUGAAUCAUGAACAAUACUUGAACCUACCAGGAGUGAAGCGGCUGGCAUAUACCCAAUACCUCGGUGUCUUUGACGUUUUCACACCACCUACAAUGAACAUCAAGCGGAAAGACAAGGUUUCUGAUAAGUACUUCCGCUACGUCAGCGAACUUGCCAGUUACCUCGAAGGGUUUAUUAAACGAGUGCGCCCUUUGCAAGAUCUCGACAAGCUAUUCGCGGCUUUCGAUGAAGAAUUUGACACCCAGUGGUCGGCGAAGGAGGUUCCGGGUUGGACGAACGAGAAGGCAGAGAACGGUGCGUCCGGCCCACAGACGGAGGGAACAGGAGCAGGAAUCUGGUGUGCGGACUGCGAAAAGGAAUUCAAUAACGAGAACGUCUAUCGGAAUCACUUGACCGGCAAGAAACACAUACGGGCUGCCGCGGCGAAGAAGGCCGCUGGUGUAUCGGGCGAGCAGUCAUCUGCACCUAUUAGCAACGGCUCAUCUUCAUUCAGUUUCAAGGAACGCGCAGUUGCCGAGCGCGAACAUCGCAUCCGAUGCUUGUCGAAGGAGCUCGAAUCAAAGCGGAAAGCGACUCGGGACAAUGUGGAGCGCAGACAGGCUAUGACUGAGCGGGAGCGCCAAGCGGAUAAUGAAGCCAUGAUGGCUGAUCCCGAAGAUUAUGUGGACGGUGGCGACCGGGAUCAGUCGGAUGAGGAGGACUCCGAUAGACUUUACAACCCGUUGAAGUUGCCGUUGGCAUGGGAUGGCAAGCCUAUUCCAUACUGGCUGUACAAGCUACAUGGCCUCGGUGUCGAAUAUCCGUGUGAAGUCUGCGGUAACUACGUCUACAUGGGCCGUCGGGCUUUCGAUAAGCAUUUCUCUGAAGCUUUGCACAUCUACGGACUGAAGUGCUUGGGUAUCACAUCGAACACGAACCUUUUCCGGGAAAUUACCCGCAUUGAAGACGCUGUGCGACUCUGGGAGAAGCUUGAACAGGACCGCAAGAGGGACCGUGACUCCCGCGACAAUGUCGUGCAGAUGGAGGAUGCUGAGGGCAAUGUCAUGCCAGAGAGGAUCUACUUGGAGUCAGUUGCACCCUUAUCACUACAGACUCACGCAUAUUCUAACUUCCUUACAGUCUUCAAAAGCAGGGUAUUCUCUAGCCUCCAGGCGGGUCAUUUGCUUCGUUCGAUCAUGGCCCUUUGGGGUCGCUGUGUUAAUAUUAUACAAAAGGAUUGGAGUUCGGCGAAUAUCAUGGGUGGUCCCCAGUGA
Penicillium canariense is the source of this 1674-nucleotide messenger RNA. RefSeq names its product SF3a splicing factor complex subunit PRP9. The transcript has 2 exons. The record is from RefSeq and is a predicted model, not a curated record. Gene Ontology annotation, cellular component: spliceosomal complex. Gene Ontology annotation, biological process: mRNA splicing, via spliceosome. The coding region runs from base 1 to 1674 and encodes 557 amino acids. Gene Ontology annotation, molecular function: RNA binding. Lineage: Eukaryota; Fungi; Ascomycota; Eurotiomycetes; Eurotiales; Aspergillaceae.